UCCUCUCCUUGCCAAUUUGGCAAUUCCUCUUUCUUUCUUCCUUUCUUUAUCUUUUGCUGAUAACCGGAAUGGCGGGCCGGCCAGCAGAACUCCAUCUCCAGCGAGUGAUCGCAGGCCGCCGUGCGCGGCUCCUGGUCAACGCCGGCGCCCUGCUCAUCUCGGCCGCCGGGUCCGUCAUCAUCCACGCCGCUGCCACGCCCUCUGACGCUUCCUCUGGCCCGGCGCGCCCGCUCAUCGCGUUUUGCAUCUUCGUCCUCGGCGUGUCGCUGGUGAUGUCGGCGCUCGUCGCCGACCGGUUCCCAAGAGCGGCAAGGGCCGGCGUGGCCAUUGCGAGGGCACUCCAACGCUACGUGUUCGGUCUUGUUGGGUGGUAAGCCGCUUCACUCGAGGAAGCAACAUUCGGUAAGGUUGUUAUUGGCUCCAUCUCUAGCUUUCUGUUCAUCAAGUUCCAUGGGUGUCUGACUGCUGUCCGUUUGUGUGUGCCGGUGACGGUGAAGCUGUGAGCUACUGAGCUGGACUCUGCUUUCGUACUUAUAACUUGUGCUGUCACUCUGCUUUCGUACUCAGUAUUCUACCCUGGAUUAUCCUGUACAUAGUACUGUAUGAUGUCGAUGCAUGCAUGGGCUGUGCGCAA
Messenger RNA from Setaria italica (foxtail millet), 634 nucleotides. RefSeq lists its product as uncharacterized. Lineage: Eukaryota; Viridiplantae; Streptophyta; Magnoliopsida; Poales; Poaceae. The coding region runs from base 69 to 374 and encodes 101 amino acids. The transcript has a single exon. The record is from RefSeq and is a predicted model, not a curated record.